CUGAAGAUCGAGUCAGGGGUGCAAGCGCGGCGGGGUGCGAUGCGAGGCAAAUCGAGCCUUUGCACUCGGUGGAGAUGCUCUGAGUAUUAAUUAAAAGUUAAAAUAUGAUGCAAUUAAUCCUUUUAUUUAUUUAUCUAGAAAGAAAAGUAGUAUGAAAUGUCCGGUAAAUUUUGUGAAAAGUACCAACAACGCUGCAUGGUGAUGAAAUUUAAUAAAAAGGGAUAAUAAAGGUGCGAUUCCACGCAAAACAGAUUUACAUAUGUCUUCUUCUUGUCGAGUCAAAAUCAUACGCUAAGGCGUCUUAAUUCUAUCUUCGAAAUUUUUAAAACGUGUACAUUCAUCAUUCUAUAGUUUCCAAACAUAGAAUUAAAUACGGAUUUAGAUGUAAUUAUAUGUGUAAAUAAUUUCUUUGAUUGUGGUAAAAAUUCCCAAAAUAUGAAAUGUUACAAUUAAUGUAGUACUAAACGAUUUUAUAUUGGUAAGGAAUUUUCACAGGUUAUUAUUAUGAGUGGCCGUAGGCCGUAGAGUAGCUAAUGACCUCUUUCUCUCUCUACAAUUUAAAGCAGAGAGAGAGAGAGAGAGAGAAUCUGAUGCCAGCGAUGAAGUAGAAGGAUGAAAGGUUUCUCUGUGAGGCCAAAGCUGGCAUUUGUUGUUUAAAGCCCCUAUCCUCCUCUUCUCUCCUAUUUACUUGCCUCACUCUCUCUCUUCUUCAUUUCUCUCAGAUUUGCAGUUCCUCCCUCUCCAUAAGAGGGUAAAUCCUCAUUAAAAUGUGACUACUUUUUCACCCAUAUAUAACACAGCCGCAGCCGGAGCCAGUUCUUCACGGUUAAUUCUUCCAAUCCACCAAUGGCUGUAGCAUCUACAUCUUCCACCACCGCCGCCGCCGAGAAGAAACACUGGUGGCUCACCAAUAGAAAGAUUGUGGAGAGAUACGUGAGGGAAGCGAGGAUGUUGAUCGCGACGCAGGAGCAGAGCGAGAUUGCGGCGGCGCUCCGCCUCCUCGAAGCGGCGCUGGCUGUCGCGCCGCGCAUGGAGGUGGCGCUCGAGCUUAAGGCACGGAGCCUGCUGUACCUCCGCCGGUUUAAGGAGGUGGCGGACAUGCUUCAGGACUACAUUCCUAGUCUGAAAAUGGUGAUCUCCGACGACGCGUCGACCACCGGCUCGUCCGAUAACUCCUCGACUCAGCUGUCUAGGGAACGAGUCACGCUCCUUUCCUCCGGCGGCGGGUCCGAGCCGGCGUGUACAUGCUUCUCUGUCUCGGAUUUGAAGAAGAAAGUUAUCACCGGUUUAUUUAAGAACGUGGAGGAAGCUGGUCAAUGGAGGUACUCGGUGUUAGGCCAAGCAUGCUGCCACCUAGGUUUAAUGGAGGACGCAUUGGUGCUCCUGCAGACCGGAAAACGCAUGGCCACCGCCGCGUUCCGCCGCGAGAGCAUUUCUCUCUCCGACGACAUCUUCUCUUCCAACAAGCACCCGCUCUCCGGCGAGAAUCACCAGCCGGAGAGGCCUCCGAAAACCGAAUUCGAGAGCAUCUCACACCUCCUCUGCCACAUCAAACUCCUAAUCCGCCGCAAGACGGCCGCGAUCGCAGCCCUCGACGCCGGACUCUACUCCGAAGCCGUCAGGCACUUCUCGAAAAUCCUCGACGGCCGCCGCGGCGCGCCGCAGGGAUUUCUGUCGGAGUGCUACGUCCACCGCGCCUCCGCCUUCCGAUUGGCCGGGCGAAUAGCGGAGGCCAUCGCGGACUGCAACAGAGCCCUAGCGCUGGACACAUCAUGCAUCGACGCGCUCGCCAUUAGAGCGACAUUGUUCGAAUUGAUAAGGUGCUUGCCGGAUAGCCUCCACGACCUGGAGCAUUUGAAAUUAUUGUACAAUUCGAUUUUGCGCGACAGGAAAUUGCCAGGCCCUGCUUGGAAGCGGCAGAACGUUCAAUACAGAGAAAUUCCGGGCAAAUUGUGCUCAUUGGCGGCAAAAAUCCAGCAGCUGAAGCAGCGGCUGGCCGCCGGCGAAACAGGAAACGUCGAUUAUUACGCCUUGAUCGGAUUGAGGAGAGGUUGCUCCAGAUCGGAAUUGGAAAGAGCUCAUUUGCUGCUCAUGCUGAGACACAAGCCUGAUAAAUCUUGGAAUUUCAUCGAUAAAUGCGAAUUCGCGGAUGAGAAGGACGUGGAUUCAGUGAGAGAUCGGGCGAAAAUGUCGGCGUUGCUGUUGUACAGAAUGAUUCAGAGGGGGUAUAGUAGUUUAAUGGCGACGAUUUUGGAGGAUGAGGCGGCAGAGAAGCAGCGGAAGAAGGCGACGGAGGUGGCAGAGGUUUCUGCCGCGGUUGCGGCGUCGUUUCAAGGAGUGUUUUGCCGGGAUCUUGCAACGGUUGGGAGUUUGCUUUCCCAAACCGGGUUCAAUAAUCCGAUCCCGGUGAAAUACGAGGCACUGAGUUGUUAAUUAAUAGUAAUACACUUGAACUUGAGGGGCAUUGAUGAUGAAGGAUAACGAUCAUAACGUAAUCUAGUACUACAAAAGAAGAUGCAAUGCAAGGGACUAAUUUCUCGUGGGCGGGACAAAUUUUGCUUAGAUUUAUCAUAUUUUGUGUUUGCAAAACAAUAUUGGUAUAAUUCUAUUUUGGUAUAUGUACAGAUUUUAUCUGAAUGAUGAUAGCUCAUAUAAAAUUCUAGUUUGGAGCAA
Salvia miltiorrhiza (redroot sage) is the source of this 2673-nucleotide messenger RNA. RefSeq lists its product as uncharacterized. The transcript has 3 exons. Gene Ontology annotation, molecular function: protein binding. The record is from RefSeq and is a predicted model, not a curated record. Lineage: Eukaryota; Viridiplantae; Streptophyta; Magnoliopsida; Lamiales; Lamiaceae. Bases 847 to 2433 code for a protein of 528 amino acids.